UUACAUUGAAGAGUUUGAUCAGUUGAGCACGCCGACAGCGUUAGCGAACAACAUGGCGAAUGCACAGUAGUGGUAGGCGGAUAUUUUGCGCGACGCGGAAACGUCACACAUGCCUGCCCGCAACUGUCAAACUCGUAGCAGGGCGGCAGAAGAAUGGAGCUAUUCCGUACCGACACUCACUUUAUCUUCGUGAAAGAGAGGCACAGUCUUUGGUGCGACAAGUACACCGGCGAGUUCGCCGCGAAAUCAGAUUGGGAAUGGGCCACACCAAAGGAUUUGGAAUGUUUGGGGAUGUUUUAUGGAAUAGUGGGCAAGAUUGAACAAACGUCAGUACUGGAGCCUCGCCUAAUGCUCAUAAAGGAUGUCACACCAGCGGGAGAAUUGCACGGCGGUCAUGUUGUCUACAAAAUCAAAUCCAUUGCCUUUCUACAUAUUGGCACAGAGAACAUGGAUAUUGGCUUGCUACCCUGCAAGAAGCAUCAAUAUGUGUUGAAGAAAAAAGGGAAUAGUGGGUUGUUUGACGUGCCACAAAAAGCAGCUCUGGCAAAAACCUGGGGUACAAUCAAGAAUGCCACAAAUACCAUAAAAAACACCACACAGCAAGCUGCUGCAUUGGCUACAUCUCAAAUGAAGUCCACAGUGAUAAAACGAAGCGUGGUAAAGGACAAAGAGAGAUUCGAGAAGAGAAUAUUGGAAGAACUGAAUAAGAUAUUCACCGAGACUGAUUCGUUUUUCUUCUGUCAGACUGGUGAUAUUACUAACAGUUUGCAGCGACAAUGCGUAAUGGAAUCUCAGUAUGGACAGGACAAUCAAGAUAAACCAUUAUGGCAACGUGUGGACGACAGAUUCUUCUGGAAUAAACAUAUGUUGUCUGACAUUAUUAGUCUAAAUACGGAUAAAGCAAACUGUUGGAUAUUACCAAUCAUCCAAGGAUAUGUUCAGAUAGAAAAAUGUAUAGUCGAGGUAGGUUUUGAUGAACAACCACAACAAGAAAUAUUUAACUUGGCGAUUAUAUCAAGAAGGAGUAGGUUUCGUGCUGGCACUAGGUAUAAAAGACGUGGAGUAGAUGACGAUGGCAAGUGUGCAAAUUAUGUUGAGACGGAACAAUUAGUUUGGUAUCACGAUCAUCAAGUAUCCUUUGUACAAGUACGAGGAAGCGUGCCGGUGUAUUGGUCUCAACCUGGAUACAAAUAUAAACCUCCACCGCGGAUUGAUAAGGAUGAGACUGAAACGCAGAUAGCAUUUGAAAAGCAUUUUGAUGAAGAACUUGAAUUGUAUGGGCCUAUUUGUAUUGUAAAUCUGGUUGAACAAGCUGGCAAAGAAAAAAUUAUUUGGGAAGCUUAUAGUAACCAUGUAUUUAAUUAUAAUCAUUCAGAUAUAACGUAUACCACUUUUGAUUUCCACGAGUAUUGUCGAGGAAUGCAUUUUGAGAAUGUGUCUAUUCUUGUUAAUGCAUUGGCUACGAUAGUAGCAGAUAUGGGUUAUUGCUGGCGUGAUAAACAGGGUACAAUUUGCAUGCAAAAGGGUGUAUUCCGUGUAAAUUGCAUAGACUGCUUAGAUAGAACAAAUGUGGUGCAAACUGCUCUGGGUAAAGCCGUUAUGGAAAUUCAGUUUUCAAAAUUGGGAUUAAUACCACCUGAUGGAAUUUUGCCUGCAAACAUAAGACAGACCUUUCAAUCGCUUUGGGCUAAUAAUGGAGACAUUAUUAGCAAGCAAUACGCGGGAACAAAUGCUUUAAAGGGAGAUUAUACACGUACUGGAGAGAGAAAAUUUACUGGACUGAUGAAAGACGGCAUGAAUUCCGCAAACAGAUACUAUCAGCAACACUUUAUGGAUGACUUACGUCAGGCAGCGAUAGAUACGCUGCUAGGGAACUUGAUUGAUGUUCAUCAACUGAACAACGAUUGGUCACACUAUUUAGAUAUCCUUGAUAAUUGCUGUCUCGAACUUAUACCUAUGAAACCACCAAAUAUACAACUUCAACUUGCUACUCAUCCUGAUUUCCUUUAUGCCACUGUUCUAUAUAAUUUAGCAAGAUAUUACUUGAAUCGUUUCAAGGAUGUCUAUAGACAAGCGACGAUUGAUAUGAUGUUGGGAAAUUCGGUAAGCGAAGAAGUGUUCCUAGAACGUACGGAUGAGGAAGACAACGCGGCGACUGCGAUUCACGUGAAAUUGCUGAUUGAAGAUUGCAAAAAGUUAUUGAUACCCGAUCCCGAAAUUAUUCUAGGCAGUUGGGGAGUUAUUGACGCCGAUCCUGUUACUGGUGAUCCAACGGAGACGGAAAUGGAUUCUAUCUUGAUAUUGACCCGAGAUAGUUAUUACGUUGCUGACUAUGACGAUCAGAUCGAUAAAGUUACAAACUAUCAAAGAGUUUUACUAGAAGAUAUUGUUUUAAUUGAAUUUGGUCAGCCUGAAAAUACGGUUUCAUUUUUCAAGAAUAAACAUUAUUAUUGUAUUAGAAUCAAUUACAAAGUGAACGGCGAGUACGGUUACUUUCACAUGUUUCGUAGUACGAAUUUAAGAUUUUUUAAUAACAUGGCGGUUGUGAUAAAAACUGAAGAGGAAAGUAUAGAGUCUUUAAAGGCAAUUUGCGAAGCUAUUUCAGUAGCCAUGGAGAUAGCAAAGUUACCAAAGGUUCCCAUAGCCAUGAACGUUACAUUAGAUAAAAGAAAGGGUAAAUUAGUGAAUGUUAAAGGAUCUACUGGGUUAUUGGACAUUUCGUCAUUUCCAGAACUAACAAGAAACGUAUCUGAGACUCAACUGCUUGCUUUAAAAACAGCAGGUACAAAAGCUUUAAGCAAUAUGUCGGAACAAUUUAGCAAAUUAAAUAAACUCAGUCAAAGUUUCGGCGUAAAGAAGCCAAGUGAUUUACCGAAAAAUAUAAGUGACAGAGAGAAUACAGAAAAGGUAUCUAAGCCGAUUUUUACUGUUGGCAACAGUGAUAUCUCAGGCAAUGUUCGAAGAAAGAGCAGCAGCAGUAGCAGCGGUGGUAACAGCGACGAAGAGAAUAGCGAAUUGACACACGUACAUAUCGAAAAGCCGGCGAACUUCAGUCAUGAUAAGCAUCUGAUGGAGGCUUAUACACCAUUGAUCGGUAUUAUUAUGGGUGUAAAGAAUACUAACGUUGUGGACGGUAGUGUUUGCGAGACUAACGUGAAUGAGGAAUUGUCCAAAAUGAGACACAAUAACGUGAAUUUAAAUUCAAAGCCUGACGUAGCUCUUGACGCGUUGCAUCUAAUUUCGCAAACUGGAUCCGGUACUAGCACUCUCAGCACUUCGCCGCAGAAGACGGCGACCACACCCGAGAUAACGGUGUACGAUACGGGAGACAACUUGGGCGAAGAAAGAGAUCGAGUAAUUCCGCCGUCGACCUUAACACUUUUUAAGAAUAUCAGUCAUUCGACCGGAAACGUUGAUAACAAAGCCUCGGCCAACAGCACUCUUCAAACGGAUAACAGAUUGGAUGAGAAGAAAAGAUCAGCUUCUGAACAGGAUCUGACGUUGAACAUUACAUCGUCUCAAAGCGAAUCUGCCUUAAAAUCCAUAAAAGAAAAUAUUGCAAGCGUUACUAGUCCAGUAACAUCUACAGCCAAAGAUAUUCUGAUGCCAUUCUCAAAAUUUGCGAAAGGUGUUCAAACUUUAGGAGCUAAUUUAGAUCCCAGAAAGCUAAAGACCGGUCAUGUAAUGAGAAAUUUGUCGGAACAUCAUAUGGAGGAGCGUCAAAAGCUUCAGGAAAGAUGGGCCUCUUGUCAAUCUAAACUUAUCGCUUUAUAAAACUUUUACCCGAAUAAUCAGCUUUCUGAAUGCGAUUCAUUAUUAAAUAUUAAUUUAGAGCUUAUUGAUGAUUGUGUAUUUGUAAGUAUCAAUAAUAUUUACGAGUAUAUUACGACAAGUUCAGUAUGCCAGUGAUGCAAAUGCUCUUGCACACUUUUAAUAGGAAUGAUGUAUUAAAAUGUUUUAUUAUAUAGAUUGUGUAAUUUAAUAUGAAAGAAAAUAUCACUUAGCAGGUAGUGAAUUUCGAUCACGUUUUGUAGAAAAUCUAAUAAAUCGAUCUCACUGCACUUAUUUUCACAUAUUUUCACACUUUGCAAAUAUAAUAUUAUAUUGAUGUGAAACAUACAAAACAAUUCACUGUAGGAAAGAAAACCGUUCCCAAGACAAACAAAAUGAUUAACACAGAGUACAAUGAGGUCAAUAUUUAUAAUUAUUCAUAAUUAAUUGAUUUGACAAAUUGAUAAAUACUAAGCACAAAGCAAUUAAUAAAUGAACUGACAAAUUCCUGUAUUGCUAUAGAAUUGUGCUGUUUUGUAGAAAUAUUUUCUUGACAAACCACAUCUACAUGUAUAAAAUUUGCUAUACAUCUGCUAAAUUUUGGAAGCGUAUUUUUAUAUUUUUAAUGGCAAUUUUGUGAAGUUAAUGUGACCAAUCUGUAUCGUGUUGAGAUAUAAAUUUUGUAACAAGAUUAAAUAUUUUAUUCUUAUUACAUUAGUUAUAGUCUUAUAGCAUCAAGUUUUUAUUUUUUAAACAGAAAUAUGUUAUUUAUUUAAUAUACGUACAGGUGAUCUUUUAUAUUAAAAUAUAUAAAAUGCAGAUGAGACGAUUUAUUUAUACGAGAAAUCGGAAAGAGAAGCUUUUCAUAGUCAAUUAUGUAAAUACAGAGAAUUAUUUAAAUAUAUAGUUUACUAAAAUCUAUAUAUAAUGUAUGAGUAUUAGUGAUAAAAAUAUGAGUUUGAGGUAUAUGGUUACCAAAACAAAGAUCCAUGACUGUUCUAUCCUUGUUAGUUUUUCGAUAAAUGUGUUAGAAUUUUUUAAAAAUAGCAUAGGUAAUAUUGUAUUAAAUUCAAAUGAAAAAAAAAAUAUAUAACUAGAAGAAUUGCUUUUGUUAAAUGAACAAAUUAAGUUAUGAAAUUAUAAAUGUACUAUGUACAAAAUAAGUAGUCGAUAUGAUUUAAAUAUGCAACAACACAGAGCUGAGUAGUAAAUUUAUGUAAAUCGCGUUUGUAUUAGUGUUAUAAUUUUAGAUGCUUUAACAGUUGUUAUAAACUUAAUAUAUAAGUAUUUCAAGAGCCAGCAAAUGCAGUAUUAUAUCGUGUACAUGCUUACGAAAUUGCAAGAUACAUUCUCCUUCAUCUGUGUGCAUUCAAUGAUAGGAGGAUUAGGCACAAAGAAAAAAUAUUACAGAAAUAUAUUUAUUAUAGAGAACUAUAACAUGACUUUACAUUGCCCACUGAUGUAAAUAAUUAUAUCUUAUUUUGAUGGUUUCCAUCCCCUGUUGGAAACGCUUUGGAAACACAUCGACACAUUAUAUAGCAAUUCUAAGCUCGUACUUUUAGUGAAUAUUCUUUCUACUGUCAGCAAUAGUCUGUGAUACAAUUUUACAGAAUGCACGAAUUAAACUCACAAGUAGAGAGUUUAUAGAAGGCGUGCAUUCUAAAAGAUAUUUGCAACACUUUAGGAUAAGAGUGAAACUAGGCUGUUUACAGAUCGCUGUUUACGCAUCCUUAAAGGAUUGUAAUUUUUGUUUACUUAAAACGGAGGCUCUUAUUAUAUUUGGUUGCUCUACCAUGUCAAUUUAAAGGAGAAUAACUUAAUAUUUGAAUUUUUGUCAAUGAAUGCAAUGUAAGGUCCAACGCAAGUUUAUUAUCAAACUUGCGUGAUGUAUGCUGUUGCAUCUAGUUACAGUAUUAUGGAUAAUCUGCAAAAAAUAGAUGCAUUUGUAAAAUUUUAUUUUAUGUGAAAUCUGAAUGUAAAUUUAAAAUUAACAAUUGAUUUAAAAAAUUUGUUUUUUUUUUUGUAAAAAAAUACUUUCAAAACUUUUUCUUCAAGCUUUAAGUAAAAGUUAUUAUGUACUUGUGUAUAUGCACGUAUGUACGUGUGCAUGUGUGUACGUAUAUAAUAAAUUAUUAUGUAAUAAAUUAUUCAUCUAUUCUUUGUGAAAACUCGUACAUCGAUCGUACAAAAUCAUACGUAAAAACUAUAAAGGCUUGACACACUCCUUACAUGUAUCUGCUAUUGUGUUUCCAGGAAAUUGUAACAAAAAAUGCGCGUAUACACACCAAACACCAAACGUUCACAGCACUUGUAGAACAGAUAAUAAUAAAAGAUUUUUGACUUGU
Monomorium pharaonis (pharaoh ant) is the source of this 6116-nucleotide messenger RNA. RefSeq names its product phosphatidylinositide phosphatase SAC2 (gene sp3). Lineage: Eukaryota; Metazoa; Arthropoda; Insecta; Hymenoptera; Formicidae. Gene Ontology annotation, biological process: regulation of endocytic recycling; phosphatidylinositol dephosphorylation. Gene Ontology annotation, cellular component: clathrin-coated endocytic vesicle; early endosome. The transcript has 13 exons. The record is from RefSeq and is a predicted model, not a curated record. Bases 154 to 3774 code for a protein of 1206 amino acids. Gene Ontology annotation, molecular function: phosphatidylinositol-4-phosphate phosphatase activity.